Molecule: messenger RNA, 376 nt
Organism: Staurois parvus
Lineage: Eukaryota; Metazoa; Chordata; Amphibia; Anura; Ranidae
Source: the annotation of a GenBank genome assembly
GCAUCUUCAGUGUGGGCACCCGGCUGUGACAGCUUGUGGUUUCACAGCCGGGUGCCCACUGCACAUGAGCGAGAAGCGCUGCACUUUGUGAAUGGCCCCGUAGUCUUCUGGGACUUGUCAUGUGUCCAAGAAGACUACGGGGAGGGAGGGAGGACAACUUCCGCUUCCGAUCGCCUAGGCAAUCGCAGCGGAGGUGGGAGCGGGUAUUUGUCAAAUUCAGGUAUCCGCUCCCCAAAGCAUGCUCGAGAAGCGCUGAGCUUUGUGAAUGGCCCCAUAGUCUUCUGGGACCUGUUGAGUUUCCCAGAAGACUAUGGGGAGGGAGGACAACUUCCACUUCCGAUCGCCUAGGCAAUUGCAGUGGAAGUGGGAGCGGGUA